Molecule: messenger RNA, 966 nt
Organism: Phyllostomus hastatus (greater spear-nosed bat)
Lineage: Eukaryota; Metazoa; Chordata; Mammalia; Chiroptera; Phyllostomidae
Product: olfactory receptor 52W1
Exons: 1
Coding region: 4-966 (320 amino acids)
Biological process (GO): G protein-coupled receptor signaling pathway
Cellular component (GO): membrane
Molecular function (GO): olfactory receptor activity
Source: RefSeq, a predicted model, not a curated record
AGGAUGGCAGAAGCUCCACCGCCCAACUCCACCUCCCCAUGCCCAGCCUUCUUCCUACUGACUGGCAUUCCAGGCCUAGGGGCUGCCCAGGCCUGGCUGACACUGGUCUUUGGGCCCAUGUAUCUGCUGGCAAUGCUGGGCAAUGGAGCAUUGCUGGCAGUGGUGCAGGUAGAUUCCACACUGCACCAGCCCAUGUUUCUGCUCCUGGCCACACUGGCAGCCACAGACCUGGGCUUAGCCACAUCAAUAGCCCCAGGGUUGCUGGCUGUGCUGUGGCUCGGGCCCCGCCUUGUGCCAUAUGCUGCCUGCCUGGUCCAGAUGUUCUUUGUCCAUGCACUGACGGCCGUGGAAUCUGGUGUACUACUGGCCAUGGCCUGUGAUCGUGCUGUGGCAGUAGGGCGUCCACUGCACUACCCUAUCCUAGUCACCAAAGCUCGUGUGGGCUAUGUGGCUCUGGCACUGGCACUGAAAGCUGUGGCUAUUGUUGUGCCUUUCCCUCUGCUGGUGGCACGAUUUGAACACUUCCGAGCCAAGACCAUAGACCAUGCCUAUUGUGCACACAUGGCAGUGGUGGAGCUGGUGGUGGGUAACACACGGGCCAACAACUUGUAUGGGUUGGCACUUUCACUGGCCAUAUCAGGUUUAGAUAUUCUGGGCAUCACUGGUUCUUACGGGCUCAUUGCCCAUGCUGUGCUGCGGCUGCCUACCAAGGAGGCCCGGGCUAAGGCCUUUGGUACGUGUAGUUCCCAUAUCUGCGUCAUCCUGGCUUUCUACGUACCUGGUCUCUUCUCCUACCUCACACACCGUUUUGGUCGCCACACUGUCCCAAAGCCCAUGCACAUCCUUCUCUCUAACAUCUAUUUGCUGCUGCCCCCUGCCCUCAACCCUCUCAUCUAUGGGGCGCGCACCAGGCAGAUCAGGGACCGGCUCCUGGAAACUUUAACAUUCAGAAAAUACAAAUUCUAA